GACAUUAAUUAACCCCCCAGGACCCCCUGUAUUUUGCACAUUGACUGCCUGUCAGCCGAAGGUCACCUUGCCCAGUGACAAGCAUAGGCCUGAUGGGUUUAAAGCCCCCCAGAAUCCUCACAGCAAUGUUCCCGCAUCUAGUCUAAAGCCUUCCCAGAAGAGUAGAGGCUGAAACUGCAGCACAAACUCCCCAAAAGUCAUUUUGUAUGAUGUCAAAAUAUGUGACACAAUCCAGGAAUCCACUGAACGUCCUGUUGCUUCACGCAGUUCUGAAGCUAUUUUAAUGGGACUCUUAAGAAGCAGGAAAAGAGAGAAGGACUGGAGACGGAGCUGGAUUCAAAAUGAGCUUAACAUACUUAAACCUGCUCCUGGCAAUUACAGGACUUUUGCAAGUGGUUAUUGCAGGUAAACCCCAGAAGGUGAAGAUUUCCGGUCCUGAGGAGGUGAUAGCUGGAGUGGACGCCCUGUACGAGUGCUCUGCUCUCUGCACGGGACUCUGUCAUUACUCCUGGAUCGUGGGAGGCCAAACUGUUGAUGGAAGCACGUUUACUCUGACUACUAACGGCGAGAACACAGUCGUGUCGCUGACGUGCCUAGUGUCAGAUGAAAAGCAAAUGAACUUUGAGAGCACGGUCAUAUCAGUGACAGUGAUAAAUCCCAUUUCUGUGAGGCCGUCAAAAGAUCAGCCGGUGCUUAACCGGGAGCCUAAAGUGGGCCGCUCGUUCAAGCUGACGUGUGAUGGCGCCACUCCACCAGUCACUAUAAUCUGGCUUAAGGGUUUUGAACUUCUUACCUUAAACUCCAGGAUGAGUCUGUCCCCCGACAACACCACGCUGUCCUUUAGCAGCCUGGAGGCUAAGGACAGUGGUGAGUACAGGUGCAAAGUCCUUAAUGGAAGUGCUGCUGUCAUAAGCAAGGGCUACUGGAUUUAUUUUGGCUUUGUUCAAGUGGGCGUGACUGGGCCGAGAAGUGCUGAACUGGGCUUUGAGACUGAGUACACAUGCAGUGCAGAGUGUGGGGUGGGCUGCACUGUACAGUGGGCGCUGCGUACCGGCUUUCCGAAGGGUAGAUUCAUCGCAGAUGGACCAAAGAUCCGCUGGACUCCCUCUGAACUCGGACAGACCCAGGUUUUCACCUGCCUUGCUCUUAACCCAGUAGCGGGCAAGCUUGGAGAGGUGUCCGUACCUGUGACUGUUAUAGAGGCGCGGCCACGCCCCAGCCCCAGCAAUGCCAUCUCUGCCAGGCCCAGUGUCGCCAUGGUGAUCAGUGCCACUCUACUGAUGCUCGUUUCUGCUUUGGCCUGAGGGGGGAGCUCCAGAACCAGGCAUCAUAAUAGUGCAGGGCAUCACGAUGCUACAGGGCUGCAUCCUAGAGGAGUUACUCCAGUACAGAACGCGCCCCCUACUGUUCACCCAAAAAUCCUCAAAGCCUGCAUGUUUAUUUCUGCUCUAAGAGGUGCAGAAAGAAAUAAAGACCCCAGAAGUCCUUUUAAUCCAGAGCGACCCCCUACAAAUGAGAAGACUGCCUGUCCUGUUAUGUUUUAUUUUGUUGUAAGCUUGACAAAUGUCUGGCCUUACUUUACUGUACAUGGAGAACACCUCAGUGACCUUUUCAAAGGGUCAGAAAUCAGCUGGUGAUCAGUGAUCUGUCCCCAAACUAUAGAAUGUCUUUCUCCAAAACUAUGCAAACCUUUAAUUCUUCAAAACUUAGAACAUCUUUCAUCAAACUAGUGCAAAAAAGUGAUGCAAACAGUUCAGAACUCCUACAUUUGCAAAUUAUGCCAUUUUCUUUAUUCACAAUUUCUACACUCUUAAAAAAGACUUCUUCAGUAAAGAUGGUGGUUCUAUUUAGAACCAUGGACAUCUAAAGAACCCUAUGAUUUAAGGAUUCUUUGCAUCGUGACAAGGUUCUUCAGACUGA
Molecule: messenger RNA, 1920 nt
Organism: Colossoma macropomum (tambaqui)
Lineage: Eukaryota; Metazoa; Chordata; Actinopteri; Characiformes; Serrasalmidae
Product: hemicentin-2-like
Exons: 6
Coding region: 342-1304 (320 amino acids)
Source: RefSeq, a predicted model, not a curated record